GUUUUCUCAAUUUCUCACCGCAACUGGGAUUUUCGAGAGGGAAUAUGCGUGUUAGUCAAAUCUCUUUUCACAAACUAAAGUCGUAACCGAGUUUCGACUCACCCUCCUCACCUAACCCUCUGUCAUUUGUCUUGGUGCAUCCCCUGGAAUCUACCGGUCCCCGUCGACCCCACCCCUUUCUUUCAUCCCAUAGUCCCCAACCCAAACAAACCACAACUUCCUCAUUUCCUUUCCCACAUUUUCCCGUUGAAGGUGGGACAGGGUUGGUAAGAGUUAGGGUUUCGUAUACGCAGAGAAACUCCCAGAAUUUCACAUGGGUUCCAUUACCAUUCCCAAUCACUGUUCCUAUUUUUGUUACCGUUGCUCCUUACCUUAAUUUCUCCAAUCUUUUUUUUUCCCUCUUUUAAGUGAAUUCUUGUUCCAUGGACUUAUCGUCCCAAUCGACUGACACGUCAUCAACGCUCUCUUUAAGGCUAGUAUCUCAUUCGCCGCCCUCACACCGUAGCCAGAUCGCCGAUGACUCCAUUUAUCUCCAGUUAGAUACCAGGGAUUCCACCCACCCGGCCUCACCAGUCCCUCUCCAACUCCUCGAACCGCACCAAAACGGGAACCCAACAGAAAGGGAGAGUUACGACGAUGAUGAAGAGGGUAAGGAAAUGGAAGAAUUCCAUAUAUUAGGGCAUGCCAUGUGCCUCAAAAGGAGGAGAGACAGCUGUUCUUUGUCGAAGCGAAUGACGCUUGAGCCGGAUCUUGAGACGAGAAAAGCCGCCGUGAAAUCAUGGGGCAGCCAGCCGCUCCAAGUGGCGGAUCCCGACGUGUUUGACAUGAUGGAACAGGAGAAAAAGCGGCAGUUCAUGGGAAUUGAGUUGAUAGCCUCCGAAAAUUUUGUUUGCCGGGCCGUUAUGGAAGCCCUCGGAAGCCAUUUAACCAACAAAUACUCGGAAGGUAUGCCUGGAGCAAGGUAUUAUGGCGGGAAUCAGUACAUUGAUGAAAUCGAAACUCUUUGUUGGAAACGUGCUUUGGAAGCUUUUGGGCUUGAUGCCGAGAAUUGGGGAGUCAAUGUGCAGCCUUAUUCGUGUACAUCAGCGAAUUUCGCAGUGUAUACCGGGUUGUUGUUACCCGGAGAGAGGAUCAUGGGAUUGGAUACGCCUUCUGGAGGAAAUACGAGUCACGGAUAUUAUACCCCAAAUGGAAGGAAGGUGUCCGGUGCAUCGAUAUUCUUUGAGAGUUUGCCAUAUAAAGUGAAUCCACAAACUGGGUAUAUUGAUUAUGAGAAGUUGGAGGAGAGGGCACUUGAUUUUAGGCCCAAGAUAUUGAUUUGUGGUGGGAGUUCGUACCCGAGGGAAUGGGAUUAUGCAAGGUUUAGACAGAUUGCAGAUAAGUGUGGGGCUGUUUUGCUGUGUGACAUGGCUCAGAUUAGUGGACUCAUUGCUGCUAAGGAAUGUGCCAACCCCUUUGACUACUGUGACAUUGUUACCUCAACCACCCAUAAAAGCCUCCAAGGUCCCAGAGGAGGCAUUAUUUUCUAUAGAAAGGGUACAAAGCCAAGGAAGGGAGGGAUGUUUCUAAGCCAAGGAGAUGACAACGAUCAAUAUGAUUUUGAGGAAAAGAUAAACUUUGCUGUUUUUCCAUCUUUGCAAGGUGGACCGCAUAAUAAUCAUAUUGCUGCUCUUGCCUUAGCAUUGAAACAAGUGGCUACACCAGAGUACAAGGCCUAUAUGCAUCAAGUGAAGAAAAAUGCUCAGGCUUUAGCAUCUGCGUUGUUAAAAAGGAAAUGCAGGCUAAUUACUGGAGGCACAGACAAUCAUUUAUUACUCUGGGAUCUAAGGCCUUUUGGGUUGACAGGUAAAAUUUUCGAGAAUGUCUGUGAGAUAUGUCAUAUUACUCUGAACAAAAUUGCUAUUUUUUGUGAUAAUGGUGCCAUUACACCUGGAGGAGUAAGGAUUGGUACUCCUGCUAUGACAUCAAGGGGUUGCCUAGAGUCUGAUUUUGAGACCAUUGCAGACUUUCUCCACAGAGCGGCACAUAUAGCUAGUAUGAUGCAGCGUGAUCAUGGGAAGUUGCAGAAAACCUCCAUAAAGAGUCUCCACAAUAAUAUAGAUAUUAUGGAGCUCCGAACAGAAGUGGAGACUUUUGCAUCUCAGUUUGCAAUGCCAGGUUUUGACAUUUAAAUGAAUUGUGAAGGUGCCUCAUUCCAAGAUUGUGUUCGGCCUCUUAGACUAAUAUGCUGCCACCCCAAAUUGAGAUCCUAUUUUUAGUUUCUGAAUUAGCUAAUGCAGUUUUAUUGGCCACAGUUUUUGCGGUUGCCAACCUUUUUGAGUUCCAAUGCAAUCUCUGCAGAGGAAUUGUUGCUGCUCAAAGGCAGAAGCAAAGGUUGUUUUCCAAUUACCAAUCCAAGCCGCUUCUGUUUUCUAAAUGGUAGAAGAAUGCCUGCAAAUAUUGCAACAAUUUUGGGAGUUACGGUGCUCAAACAUAUUUCUCUUCAUUGCAAGUCUUCUAUUUGUGUAUGCAGAUUUGUUGAAUUUGAUAUUUAAAAAUUUAAGCCCAGAAAUCUUUUCUUCAUCGUUUGAUACAGUGAAUCCGGUGUAAGAUCAACAACUCGUUGAUCUUGCCUUUGUUAAUGUAUUACCUAAUAAUGUCUUCAUGUAAAGCAGAUAAUCAAUUUGUGAUUCUUCAUGGUCGAGUAAUUAAACAGAAAACUGAAUUUAUAUUUUUUAAAAUUGUUUCGCUAUGUUUUGUUAGCAACCAGCUAUUAUAGGCAAUAUGGAGAAAGUGUAUCAACAGACAACAGGUCAUGGUGUCUGGUGUUUUGUAGAAAUUGAUUUGGAUUGUAAAAUGUAUAAACUGCUGAUAUGUUGAAAUGAAAUGAAAUUUUCCAUCAGAAUCAGAGUAACGGGCACCAUUACAGGAUUAGUGAUCUAGGAAGUAAGGAUUGAUUUCGAUAUUUCAUCUCUCAUGGCCGUGUAUUCACGUGAAGCAAUACAGUUUUCUUUGAACAAGCACGAUCUUAAAGCAAGAUGAAAAGCUAUUGAUUUAACAGAAUGUGCUUGUAAAACUUGAUGGCGAACAA
This is a messenger RNA of Durio zibethinus, 3070 nucleotides long. RefSeq names its product serine hydroxymethyltransferase 7-like. The record is from RefSeq and is a predicted model, not a curated record. Gene Ontology annotation, biological process: tetrahydrofolate interconversion. Gene Ontology annotation, molecular function: glycine hydroxymethyltransferase activity; pyridoxal phosphate binding. Lineage: Eukaryota; Viridiplantae; Streptophyta; Magnoliopsida; Malvales; Malvaceae. Gene Ontology annotation, cellular component: mitochondrion; cytoplasm.